CACUUCCCGAAAAGCAGCAAAAAAAACAGGUCAACACCUAGAAGCUUCACGAGCAAAGCACAAUGGGACUCGCAAGCAAAAGAUAAUCCAAACCAACAGCGGCAAUGGCAUCGACACGCGCCCGUCAACCCCUAACCCAAGCCGCCACUGCGCUUCUGCGACAAAGCCGCCGACCUCUCCGCAGCACGGUUCCCUUCCCCUGUGUAGCAGCGGCAGCAUCGCCAUUCCACACCACCGCCCCGACGCUCCGCAUGAAAGGCGACGCGCCGCAGACCGAUCUCGGCGCUCUGAAUGUCCUAGCUGAUGCCCCUGUCCCCGCGACCUCCGUCGACGUGUGCGCCCCCGACGGCUUCCACCUCAACAGCGGCGCCAAGGUCGUCGGCGGCUCCGGCGUCCUGCUCGUUGGCGGCGAGGCGUUCACGUGGCAGCCGUGGCUCGCGCGCGGGGAGAAGCGGUUGUUGAAUCGGAAGGGCCAGUGGGAGGUUCCUAAUGAGACGUUUGGGUUGUUUGGUCUGCUUUGGCCGCGACCGGAUCUAUUGAUAUUAGGGCUCGGCCCGCUGAUCCGACCUUUAAGCCCGGAGCUGAGACGGCAUAUCGGGAGCCUGGGCAUGAGGGUCGAGAUCCUGGAUACAAGGAAUGCGGCCGCGCAGUAUAAUCUGCUGGCUACGGAGAGGGGACUUGAUGAUGUUGCUGCGGCGCUGAUACCGAUUGGGUGGAGGGAGGGAUUUGGGGCGGCUUGAUGGGAUGGAUGAGCCGUUGAAGUAUGGACGGUUGAUAUAUGCUUUUGUUGAAGGUAAUUGUGGCUUACUGACAUAUCUCAUCUCAUACAUAACAAGAAGCACAAAAAGCAUGUCACAAUCAUCAGGCUUUGUCAGCGUUUGUGGCCGAAUUCCCAUUCCAUUAUCCCAACGCCUCCGUUAUUUAACCUAGAGGUUGACUAGGUUAUAUCGCUAAUGGUUCCUAAAGACAAUGUGCUCAUACCCAGAGAACUUCCUUGAAUUCCAGAUAAAAACCCAAGCAACGCUGUGUAUU
This is a messenger RNA of Annulohypoxylon maeteangense, 1032 nucleotides long. RefSeq lists its product as uncharacterized. Gene Ontology annotation, cellular component: mitochondrial inner membrane. NCBI's taxonomy places the organism in Eukaryota, Fungi, Ascomycota, Sordariomycetes, Xylariales, Hypoxylaceae. The transcript has 2 exons. The coding region runs from base 105 to 740 and encodes 211 amino acids. Gene Ontology annotation, biological process: mitochondrial respiratory chain complex I assembly. The record is from RefSeq and is a predicted model, not a curated record.